This is a messenger RNA of Prorocentrum cordatum, 659 nucleotides long. NCBI's taxonomy places the organism in Eukaryota, Dinophyceae, Prorocentrales, Prorocentraceae. The record is from the annotation of a GenBank genome assembly.
GACCCUGCUCCGCGUCCUCCAGGCGCGCAACAUCCUGGACCUGCACCACAGUGCGGGCUCACCAGCCGUCGAAGGCCUCUCAGCGCUCCUCACGAUGGCUCAACGCGGUGCUGGUCAGUCUCGUGGAGUUGGGAAAGGACAGCAUCCACCUCGUGAGGCACGAGAUUCAGCUCGAGAUCAACGAGAACCCAGAGGGCAUGCUCGUGAUCAGGGAGGUCGCGACCAGGGAGGGCAUCGAGACCAAGGGCGACGCCGGGCAGAUGACGCUGUUCCUGACUUUCGAGCAGAGCCUUGCUCGCUACCGCGAGGACGUGGCCUCCAAGAUGAAGGUGCUUGCGGAGUUCAUCGCCCGAGCACGACUUUCCCAGCUCGACGCUUCCCACCAGGAGAAGGAGUUGGCCGUUCUCAAGUUCAUGGCUUGGACGGCGAAGCCGCAGUCGGUCCGCGAGAAGGAAGCCCUCGACGGGAUCAACAAGGCCAACGGGAAGUUGGAGGCAGUACGACGUCAGCAGCGGGACCUGGAGAUAGAGAUCCUGUUGCAGGAGGCGAACGUGAGGUACUGGACGGACCUGCUCACGGAGGCGCGCAACCUGCCGCCCGAGUCGCCCAGCUCCGACGAGUACGGGCACGAUCGAAGGAAGGCCCUGUCGAUCUCCAUC